AGACAGAGGGAAGUCUGAAGACACACGAUAGAAACAGUAACUCUCAUGAGGCCAGCAAUGCUCACCCAGACGUGGCCAAAAACCAGACUGUAGGGAAAACUGAGAACCCUGCAGGUAACACCGAGGAAGUAGAACACAAGGUCAAGAGUUCUCGAAAGGAGAAAUCUGUUCUACAGUCGAAACUAACUCGCCUGGCCAUUCAAAUUGGAUAUGCGGGUACAGCCAUAGCUGUUCUUACAGUGGUCAUACUCAUUGUGCAGUUCUGCAUUCAAGAGUUUGUCAUCAGAGGCAAGACCUGGACAGCCACGGACACCACGAGGAACAUUGAGAUAUUUGUGAAGUACUUCAUCAUUGGUGUCACAGUGCUUGUGGUGGCUGUCCCCGAGGGCUUGCCUCUUGCUGUAACACUGGCUUUGGCUUACUCAGUGAAGAAAAUGAUGCAUGACAACAAUCUGGUACGACACUUGGAUGCUUGCGAGACCAUGGGCAACGCCACCGCAAUCUGCUCAGAUAAAACCGGUACCCUUACCACCAACCGGAUGACAGUCGUACAGAGCUACAUCGCAAAAAACUAUUAUAAAAGUGUUCCUGACUUCCAAGCCAUCAAUUCAAAGCUAGGCCAGCUGAUUUUAGAAUCCAUCGCUGUCAACUGUGGAUACACAUCCAAGAUAGAGGAAAAUCCUGACGGUGGUCAUCCAAAACAGCUGGGCAACAAGACCGAAUGUGCCCUCUUGGGGUUUGUCUUGGCCAUGAAACAGUCUUAUGAGAAGAUCCGUGAGAAGUACCCUGAAGAGAAACUGGUCAAGGUGUAUACCUUCAACUCUGACCGCAAGUCUAUGAGCUCAGUGAUCAAAGUGGACCAACGGGAGGAUGUCUACAGGCUCUUCUGUAAAGGAGCUUCUGAAGUUGUAGUGAAAAAGUGCAGCUUUAUCCUUGAUUCCCAAGGAGUGGCACAGCCUUUCUCUGUCAAGGAGCAGGAGAGAGUUGUCAGCGAAGUCAUCGAACCUAUGGCUAGUGAUGGUCUCAGGACUAUCUGUUUGGCAUACAAGGAUUUUGUCACAAAUGAUAAAGCAGUAAAUGAAGAAAGUCUGCAAGGAGUUAACUGGGAUGAUGAAGCAAAGGUUCUGUCAAAUCUCACUUGCCUGUGCAUUGUGGGCAUUGAGGAUCCUGUCAGAGAUGAGGUACCAGAAGCCAUCCAGAAGUGUCAGAGAGCUGGCAUCACUGUGCGGAUGGUGACUGGUGACAAUGUAAAUACUGCUCGCAGCAUCGCAUCCAAAUGUGGCAUCUUGAGACCAGGAGAGGAUGGGCUCGUGUUGGAGGGGAAGGAGUUUAAUCGGAGGGUUCGAGACCAGUCAGGAGAGGUGAGUCAAGAACUGAUGGACAAGGUGUGGCCAACUCUGAGAGUGUUGGCUCGCUCCACGCCUCAGGACAAGUACAUACUGGUCAAGGGAAUCAUUGACAGUAAGCACGGCAAGACCAGACAAGUGGUCGCAGUCACUGGGGAUGGUACAAAUGACGGCCCUGCUCUAAAGAAGGCUGACGUUGGCUUUGCUAUGGGCAUUUCUGGCACAGAUGUGGCCAAAGAGGCAUCAGAUAUCAUUCUGACAGAUGACAACUUCACUAGCAUCGUUAAGGCCGUGAUGUGGGGACGGAACGUCUAUGACAGUAUAGCCAAGUUCUUGCAGUUCCAACUAACUGUUAAUGUUGUGGCUGUCCUGGUGGCAUUCUUCGGUGCCUGUAUUAUAAAUGACAGUCCAUUGAAGGCCAUUCAGAUGUUGUGGGUGAACCUGAUUAUGGAUACCUUGGCGUCCCUUGCCCUAGCCACAGAGCUGCCUACAGAUGAGCUUCUGCGCCGCAAGCCGUACGGUCGAACGAAAGCCCUCAUUUCCCGCACAAUGGCCAAGAAUAUUAUUUGGCAUGCUAUCUAUCAACUGGUCGUCAUUGCUGUCUUAUUGUUUGAAGGUGCCAAGCUGUUAGAUGUUGAUGACGGUAUUAAUGACAUCGAGGAUGUCCAUGCACCACCCUCUGUACACUUCACAAUGAUCUUCAACACAUUUGUUUUUAUGACCUUAUUCAAUGAGGUCAAUGCACGCAAAAUCCACAAUCAACAUAACAUCUUUGAAGGCAUCUGCACCAACCCUAUCUUCAUUGGCAUCUGGUUUGGAACUGCCUUUGCACAGGUUAUCAUCAUUGAGUUUGGAGGUGUGGCUUUUCAUACAACUGGCUUGAAUGCAUCUCAGUGGCUGUGGUGUGUGUUUCUGGGCUUUGGUACCUUGCUGUGGGGACAGAUAGCAACACUGAUUCCAGACAGUGUUGUGCCAACAAUGAGAUGGUUCAAGAAGUCUGCAAAGGAAGAAGAAGAUGAGCAUGAUGUUGGUGAAAUGGAUGAAGACCCAGUCAGUGGACGAGGGCAGAUUCUCUGGGUGCGGGGUCUCACUCGUUUACAGCAGCAGAUCCGUGUGGUUAAUGCAUUCCAAAUGGAUCUGGAAGCAUAUUUGGAAAACUAUGAACAGCGUGGCAGGCCAUCUGUGAUGAACCUGCAAGCACAAAAGAAAUCUCUGGGUAAUGACAGUGGUCUCGCUAGGAAGAUCAGUAAAUCUAAACCGGAGCGCCCAUUGUCUCGUGGUGAUGACUAA
Molecule: messenger RNA, 2636 nt
Organism: Candidula unifasciata
Lineage: Eukaryota; Metazoa; Mollusca; Gastropoda; Stylommatophora; Geomitridae
Source: the annotation of a GenBank genome assembly